This is a messenger RNA of Dermatophagoides pteronyssinus (European house dust mite), 2404 nucleotides long. RefSeq names its product exosome component Rrp6 (gene Rrp6). Gene Ontology annotation, cellular component: nucleolus; nuclear exosome (RNase complex). NCBI's taxonomy places the organism in Eukaryota, Metazoa, Arthropoda, Arachnida, Sarcoptiformes, Pyroglyphidae. Gene Ontology annotation, molecular function: nucleotide binding; 3'-5'-RNA exonuclease activity; single-stranded RNA binding. The record is from RefSeq and is a predicted model, not a curated record. Gene Ontology annotation, biological process: nuclear polyadenylation-dependent rRNA catabolic process; nuclear polyadenylation-dependent CUT catabolic process; nuclear polyadenylation-dependent antisense transcript catabolic process.
CGUACUUUUUGUACGGUUCAUAAACGUCACGUGUUUGUGUUUGGAAUUGGAAAAAAAUGUGUUUUUUUUGUUGAUUUAAUUUUCAUCGUUUUUGUUUGUAAUUAAAAAAAAUAUUCAUCCAAAUUAAAUCAUGCAACAGACAACUUCAUCAUCGUCAUCGUCAUCAUCAUCGGACAUUUUGGCAAAAGAUACAUUUACAAUAUCAGAUUUUAAUGAUAAAAUUAAAGAAACAAUUCUGUUAGCAAAAGAAAUUCUACAAAAUUCAAAUGCUAAAAAGAAUGAAAAAAUUCAAAAUUUAAUAAAAAUUCAAUGUUGUAAUACAUUGAAAAUUCUAACAAAAUUAAAUCAAAAUGAUCUUAAUCCAAAUAGUCGUGAUUGUAAUUUUACACGAGCAAAAUUUGAUGAUCAACAAAAAAUUUCAAAAUUAUUGGAAAUUGACGAUGCAUUAAUCGAUAAAACGAUACAUUAUUUUGAAUGUGCACAAAAUCUAAAAGAAAAACGAAAAAGUUCUCAACCAAAUUUAAUACAAGUCCAAAUGAAUGUUGAUUCAAAGCAAAAUAAUUCAAAAAUAUUUAUCAAAGAUUUUAAUAAAAAUCAAUCCGGUAUUAAACGAAAAUAUCCAUCGGAUAAUAACAGCAACAAUGUUGAUUCUUCUCCUUUAUCACAAUCGAAAAGAAAUUUUCUAUUUAUUGCAGCAUCAAAUGUUAAACGACCACAAAUUGUAUAUAAAAUCAAAACAGAUAAUUCAUAUUCAACGCCAUUCAUACCGAAAUUGACCAGAAAACCAAAUUCGCUUGUAUCAUUGGAAGAUUCAUUGAAACCGAUAUCGCAAAAUGAACUGCCAGCAAAUCUUAUACCUGGUUACAAUUAUCCAAAAUAUUUUUAUCAACAUCCUUAUCAAUAUGAAAUUGAAAAUUUUAAAAUACCAUCGGAAUUUUUUCACCACCAAAUUUCGGAUGAAUCAAAGCAGCCACCACCAUCAUCCGAAUCGUUAAAGGAAAAACGUUAUAAAUUCAUUAAUAAACGUGAUGAUCUUCAUGAAUUGAUUGAGGAUCUGAAAAGAUUCCAGGAAAUUGCCAUCGAUCUUGAACAUCAUUCAUUUAGAUCUUAUCAAGGUUUAACAUGUUUGUUGCAAAUAUCAACCGAUCUGACUGAUUAUAUUAUCGAUGUAUUUCCCCUGUGGAAUGAUAUACAAAUAUUAAAUGAAAUAUUUACAUUACCAUCAAUAUUGAAAGUAUUUCAUUCAUCAACAUACGAUAUUAUUUGGUUACAACGUGAUCUAGGUAUUUAUGUUGUUAAUAUGUUCGAUACAUGGGUUGCAGCCAAAACACUUGAUUAUCAACAUUUAUCAUUAUCAUCGUUGGUUGAUCAUUAUUGUCAUUAUCAAUUGGAUAAACGUUUUCAAUUAGCUGAUUGGCGUAUACGGCCAAUACCUGAAGAAAUGCUUCAAUAUGCACGUUGUGAUACACAUUUUUUACUGUAUAUUUAUCGAAAAUUAAAACAACAAUUAUUGGAUGCCGGUAAUGAAACUGGAAAUCUUUUACGUGUUGUUAUGGAACGUAGUCAACAAAUGUGUCUUAAGCGAUAUGAGAAAAAACUACCAGAAAUCAAUGAUCAUAUUCAUUUGAUUUGGAAAAAUAAUCUUCGAUUUAAUCCCCGACAAAUGGCUGCAUUAAAAUCAUUAUAUGUUUGGCGUGAUUUGAUUGCUCGACAAGAAGAUGAAAGUACUGGAUAUGUUUUACCGAAUAAUCUUUUGCUAAAAAUUUGUGAAAUUUUGCCUAGAGAACAACAAGGAAUAUUGGCAUGUUGUAAUCCCAUUCCACCAUUAGUUCGUCAAUAUAUUAAUGAAAUACAUCGAAUAAUAUUCGAUGCUCGUUCAAAAGUUUUAAUUGAUCAAAAUUCUACCGAAACAAUUCAAUCAUCAAUGAAAAAUGAUAUUACAAUUGAUUUAACUAAUGAUCUUCUUAUUGAUCGUCCAUUGAAUUUUAAUAAAUUUUUAACUAUUGAUCAUCAUCAUAACGAUCAUCAUAAUAAUGAUGAUGAUCAUUUAGCUAAUGAUCAAAAUGAACAUUUCAUUAUUGAUCAACCAUUAUUACAAUGGUCAAAUGAAUUGAAAAAAUUCAUACCAAACUCGAGAAAAAACAAUGAUAACAAUAAUGAUAAAUCAUCCGGUAUUGAAAUUCAAUCGAUUCGUAAUGAUAUUGAUCAUCAUUCAUUGAUCAAUAUGUUUGAUAAUCAAAAUUCCAAAAAAACUAAAACGAAUCGGGUACAAAUGGAUAAACUUUUUGAUGGUUAUAUAACAUUUUAUCAAAGGGUAUGUUAUUUAUAUAAAAUUAAACAAAAAGAUGAACUUCGACAACAACAACAAUCAUCAUCAUAAUCGAUUAAUUUGGAACUUAAAUAG